This is a messenger RNA of Scomber japonicus (chub mackerel), 830 nucleotides long. Its product is annotated as microfibril-associated glycoprotein 4-like. The record is from RefSeq and is a predicted model, not a curated record. NCBI's taxonomy places the organism in Eukaryota, Metazoa, Chordata, Actinopteri, Scombriformes, Scombridae. Gene Ontology annotation, biological process: elastic fiber assembly. The transcript has 6 exons. Bases 1 to 720 code for a protein of 239 amino acids.
AUGAAGCUGGUUUCAGUCUUCCUCCUCCUCCUGGCUCCAGUGUUGACCUGCUGCUUACGUCUGUAUCUCCCGCUGGACUGCAGUGACAUCCGUAACAAUGAUAAAAGCCGACCCAGUGGAGUGUACACCAUCUAUCCCAUCGGAGCCACGUCUGCUGUACAGGUGUACUGUGACAUGGACUCAGCAGGAGGAGGCUGGACGGUGUUCCAGAGGAGGAUGGACGGCUCGGUGAACUUCUACAGGCCCUGGGAUCACUACAAGAAGGGCUUUGGUAGCGCUGCUGGAGAGUACUGGCUGGGCCUGGAGAGUCUCUUCCAUCUGACUCGGAGGAAAAAGGUUGAGCUUCGUGUCGACAUGGAGGACUUCAGUGGGAACAAAGUGUUUGCUCGUUACUCCUCAUUCUCCAUCGAAUCAGAGACGUACGGAUACAGACUGCAUGUGUCUGGAUUCAAUAAUGGAGGAGCAGGAGACUCCAUGAAUCGUCACAACGGACAGAAGUUCUCCACCUUCGACAAAGACCAGGACUCCAUCAGCGGUAACUGUGCCAGACACUCACUAGGGGCGUUCUGGUACAACAACUGUUUCGAUUCAAACCCUAACGCAGUUUAUCGCUGGGGGGCUGAUGCCACUAUCAAAUUCGUAGGAGUGGAGUGGGCCACGUGGAAGGGUCAUAACUACUCCCUGAAGACCUUCAGCAUGAAGAUUCGUCCUGUGCAGUAAUUCUCCAGAACGAACAAACAGAAUAUCUGUUGAUCUCUUUCUUUCUUUCUCUCUGAUCUAAUCUGUAACCUCACAUAUAAAUCAAAUGAAUAUUUUCAGCAUCAAUAAAA